This is a messenger RNA of Podarcis muralis (Common wall lizard), 3841 nucleotides long. It is a transcript of the gene ATP6V0A2, whose product is annotated as ATPase H+ transporting V0 subunit a2. Gene Ontology annotation, cellular component: plasma membrane; vacuolar proton-transporting V-type ATPase, V0 domain; vacuolar proton-transporting V-type ATPase complex. Gene Ontology annotation, molecular function: proton-transporting ATPase activity, rotational mechanism; ATPase binding. NCBI's taxonomy places the organism in Eukaryota, Metazoa, Chordata, Lepidosauria, Squamata, Lacertidae. The record is from RefSeq and is a predicted model, not a curated record. Gene Ontology annotation, biological process: vacuolar acidification; proton transmembrane transport.
CUGCGCCUCCUCAGGCCCGGCCUGGGCGCCCUCCGCCAUGGGCUCCCUCUUCCGCAGCGAGGCGAUGUGCCUGGCGCAGCUCUUCCUCCAGGCGGGCUCGGCCUACGAGUGCCUCAGCGCCCUGGGCGAGCGCGGCCUCGCCCACUUCCGAGACCUCAAUCCAAGCACCAGUGUCUUCCAACGGAAAUAUGUGGGUGAAGUAAAGAAGUGUGAAGAGAUGGAAAGGAUACUUGGAUACCUUGUGCAAGAAAUUAAGAGAGCGGACAUUCCCCUACCAGAAGGAGAUGUUACCCCUGCUGCCCCUCCGUUUAAGCAGAUGCUGGAGAUUCAGGAGCAGCUGCAGAAGUUGGAGGUGGAGUUGAGAGAAGUGACGAAAAAUAAAGAGAAGCUGAGGAAGAAUCUCCUUGAGCUGACGGAAUAUACCCACAUGCUACGGGUCACCCGGUCCUUUGUCAGAAGAACUGCUGAGUUUGAGUCCUGUUUACUUACGAAUUAUGAAGAAUUCCCAACUUUAGAAACGGACCGCUUAGCGGACUACAACUGCAUGCAUAGACUCGGUGCCAAACUGGGAUUUAUAUCUGGCUUAGUUCACCGAGCAAAAAUUGAAGCCUUUGAAAAAAUGCUGUGGCGAGUCUGCAAAGGAUAUACAAUUGUUUCUUAUUCAGAACUGGACGAGUGCCUAGAAGAUCCAGAUACCGGAGAACCUACCAAAUGGUUUGUUUUCUUAAUAUCUUAUUGGGGUGAACAGAUAGGCCAGAAAGUUAAGAAAAUAUGUGACUGCUACCAUUGCCAUGUCUACCCCUAUCCUAGCACCCCUGAGGAGCGCCGAACAGUUAUGGAAGGACUUCAGGUUCGCAUUCAGGAUCUUCAUAUGGUACUGCAUAAGACUGAAGAUUAUUUACGGCAAGUUUUAUGCAAGGCGUCUGAGUCUAUCUACACCUGGGAUGUCCAAGUGAAGAAGAUGAAAGCCAUUUAUCACGUGCUGAAUCUCUGCAGCUUUGAUGUCACCAACAAAUGCCUGAUUGCUGAGGUCUGGUGCCCAGUGGCUGACCUGCCAAACAUGCGCCGAGCCCUUGAGGAAGGAUCUAGUGAAAGUGGAGCAUCUGUCCCUUCGUUCAUGAACACGAUACCAACAAAAGAAACGCCUCCAACUUUGAUACGUACCAAUAAAUUCACCUCUGGAUUCCAGGACAUUGUUGAUGCUUAUGGGAUUGGGAGCUACAGGGAAGUUAAUCCAGCUCUCUUCACCAUCAUCACUUUUCCCUUCUUAUUUGCUGUGAUGUUUGGAGAUUGUGGACAUGGUUUCAUAAUGUUCCUGUUUGCUUUGUUCAUGGUAUUAUAUGAAAAACACCCCAAACUCCUGAGAUCACAAGACGAGAUCAUGAAGAUGUUUUUUCAAGGGCGAUACAUCAUCUUGCUGAUGGGACUGUUUUCUGUAUACACUGGCCUGAUCUACAACGACUGUUUUUCAAAGUCUUUGAAUAUAUUUGACUCCCACUGGAACGUUUCCCAAAUGUUUGCUGUGGAAUGGCGUGAGGAAGACAUGAAGAAUCAGUAUUUGAUGUUAAAUCCAAAUGCAACUGGAGUGUUCAUAGGACCUUAUCCUUUUGGCAUAGACCCGAUUUGGAACCUGGCGAACAAUCGUCUCAGUUUCUUGAAUUCCUUCAAAAUGAAAAUGUCUAUAAUUAUUGGAGUGACCCACAUGACGUUUGGGGUCAUCUUAGGAGGACUUAACCACUUGCAUUUCAAGAAGAAGUACAAUAUUUAUUUGGUGUUCAUUCCUCAACUUCUGUUCAUUCUUUCCAUAUUUGGAUACCUGGUUUUUAUGAUCAUCUAUAAAUGGUUGGCUUUUAGUGCGAAGAACUCUGAGACGGCUCCCAGCAUUUUGAUUUUGUUCAUUAACAUGUUCCUGUUUCCUAAUAAGAGAGAACCACACAUCUUUUUCGAAGGACAGAUGGUUCUACAGAAAUUUCUCCUGUCUGUUGCUGUGCUUUCAGUUCCAGUGCUGCUUUUUGGAAAACCACUUUAUUUAUACUGGUUGAGCAAUGGAGGCCAAAGCAUCGGAGCAUACAGAAAAGGCUACCGGUUAGUACGAAAAGAAAGUGAAGAAGAAAUUGCUCUGCUGAGAACUCAUGAUAUUGAAGAAGGAAGCAGCUCUUUGGACCACAGGCACAAAGAUGAGGAGAAAGAAGAGUUUAACUUUACAGAUGUAUUCAUGGAUCAAGCUAUCCAUACCAUUGAAUACUGUCUAGGAUGCAUCUCCAACUCUGCUUCAUACCUCAGGCUCUGGGCUCUCAGUUUGGCCCAUGCACAAUUAUCAGAAGUCCUCUGGGCAAUGAUCAUGAGAGUGGGCCUUCGCGUGGAUGCGACUUAUGGGAUCAUCCUUCUGAUACCAGUUUCAGCCUUAUUUAUGGUUCUAACAAUAUUCAUUCUUUUAGUCAUGGAAGGUCUUUCUGCUUUUCUACAUGCUGUACGACUUCACUGGGUAGAAUUUCAGAACAAGUUCUACGCAGGCGAAGGAUACAAGUUCACACCUUUCUCCUUUCAAGACAUUUCUUUACAUUGUAAUAGAUACAUUGCAUAGUUUGGCUGCUGUAGUCGGUACAUCUCUAGAGUUGUUUGAAAAUAAUCAUGUACCUAUUUGUCAUUCUUGUACAGUUCAUUGUAGAAAAGAACAACACUGAUUGCCUUACAAUGCAGCCAAAUAAUUUUGUAAUAUAUAACCUCACAUUUGGAUUUUGCUAACGUGGAUUUCUGGUAAAUAGUCAUAAAAAUGUCUGUGUUUUCCAGUCAUGAGCACAUAUAAAUUGAUUUUAAAACUGAUUCUAAAUAUCUCAUUGCUGCUUUUAAAAAUGCUGCAGGUAUUUUUAAGAGCAGUUUGUUUCCUUUUGUAAACCCUUACAGUGCAUCCGAUAUGCACUUAACUGGAGGUAAGCCCCAUUGAACCUGAGUUCAGUACUGAAAAAUGCCUUGUCAUUCUGCCUUGUCAUUCCUGUUAGUACUACUGCACCUUCAUGAUUGCUCAUAGCUCAGAAAAUCAGGCAGCAGCUGAGAACGAAGUUGCUUACCUUUCAGUAUUUACGGGAAACUAUUAAGACUUUGUUAUACAGUCUAAGACAUGGGCUAAGAUAUUGUUUAAAAGCUUUUUGCCUCUGGUUUGAGCAAGAGCUAUGCUAUUUUUUUGCCACUGCACAAUCCUACAUUUUGAAUAUAAGGGGAAGGAUUUGAAAGCCAUGCCAGCUUUUGGAUUCAGUAAAAAACUUGAAGCCUGUGGCCUUGAAUUUUUUUAGGAAAUGCCUGUUAAGUUGACCAAGGAGCAAGUUAUAGGGGCUCACAGUGAUUCUCUUCCAAUAUUGCUACCUGAAAUUAUUUUGCAAGGUAUUAAAUAUUCUAAUUUAACUCCUGGGGGAACUUAAACUUCAUUUGCUUAAAUGAAAAAAAGAUUCCUUGAAAUUAAGUAUAUGCUUAUGUAAGUUUCUUCAGUAUUGCAGUCUGGAUAUCCCCAUACCUUUUGUUCAGUGUUGAAUGGCAAACUACCUGAGUUAGUACAAGUUCUUAGAAAACAAUUACACACUCCAUUUAUGCACAUCAUUCCAUUGCUGGAACUGAAUACUUGCAAAAUCAGGUUCUAGUUUAAUUUUGUUUUUGACACAGCAGUGAAUUUGAAUGAAACUUGUUUAUGCUCGGUGAAGACAGCUACCUUUUAAAAGUUUUUUUUUUAAUUUCAAAAUGAAAAUGGAGGUAUUUCACCUUCUUGGGUUUUAUAAUUGCCAGCAGAAUAAAUCUAGCCUUCUUUCAUAUUCAUCUUAAAUAAAAGCUAAUCACUCAUUUUGAGAACAAA